AUGACGCCGGCCGCUUUACAGCUUCCAGAAUCCUUGCUCGGCGUCUCCUCGACCCCACCAAGCGCCAUGAGCGAUGCUGUAGCGAUGAGCAAGAGUCCCGGCUUGAUCCGGCGUAUUUCUCGUGGCGCCGCCAACAAAUUGACGCGGCGCCGUCCGUCUUCUGUAAACCCUAGUCGACGAGACCGCAGUACCGGUCCCGUCAUCAUGCGUCGCCGAAGCGACAGUAAAGGUGGGCCAGAUACGGUCGCCAGCGCAAUUGAUUUGGGGGUGGAAGACGGUGACGAAGAGGCAGUGGAUGACGAACACAUUCCUAUGGGACCUGAGACCAAAUCACGUUCAGCUCGUCCCUCUGCCGCUGCCUAUGUUUCGGAGCUUACAACUGAAGGAGGGAUCGCUCCUGUCAUACCUUCUGUGCUCCUCCUAGGCACAACUCUUGUCAAGGUCACAAAGAAGAAGAGAAAAACUCUCAAAUUCGUCCUUGACACGGAUUCAGCCAAGGUCUACUGGGACCCGUCGAGACCUGCGAAAAGGUUUUAUAUUGAUGACGUCAAAGAAAUUCGAACCGGCGCGGAUGCUCGCAAUUAUCGAGAAGAAUUUCAGGUGCCUGCAGAGCAGGAAUCAAGAUUCUUCACCAUCAUCUAUUCUGAUCAUGACAGAUCUAAAGGCCGUCCUAUCAAGACCAUGCAUCUUAUUGCACCAAACGACUAUGUCUUUGACUUGUGGACAACCACGCUCGAGAACAUCUCCCGCUACCGAAUCGACAUGAUGGCUGGCGUGGCCGGAAUUGGCGAGAAGAAAAUCCGAGCUCAUUGGAGACGCGAAAUGCUGAAACUAUUUGGCACGGCGCCACAUGCCGAGGAAGACGAGAAGAUGGGCCUCGAAGGGGUGGAGAGACUUUGCUGGAGUCUGCAUAUUAAUUGUUCGCGAGAACUUAUUCGAGCCCAAUUUUUCAAGGCAGACAAGCACAAGACCGGCUAUCUUGACUAUGACGGGUUUAAGGAUUUUGUUCGCUUACUCAAAGAGAGGCGAGAUGUUCGAGAGCUUUACCAGUCUCUUGUCCCCCAAGGUGUCGAUGGUUUUGACCUUUCUCAGUUCCUUGGCUUUCUGCGCGACGAGCAAAGGAUUGAUGUCGAAUCACGCAGAUCCGAAUGGGAAAAGAUUUUCGAAAGACUUGCUAGGAAGAGCAAGUGUCGGACAUUGCAGCAGCAAGACGGAGGAGAUACGGCAGAGUCUCGAAUGGACUUUGAUACAUUUUCAGCUUUCCUCUCUUCAGCGUACAACUCAGUCUUGGAGAUUGGUGAUCCAGACGCGAAGCUGACUCGCCCUCUGAAUGAAUACUUCAUCUCAAGCUCCCACAAUACUUAUUUGCUAGGGAGACAGGUCGCUGGCGAAUCGAGCCCUGAAGCUUAUAUUAGCGCUCUUCAGCGCGGCUGCCGCUGCGUCGAAGUGGACUGUUGGGAUGGUGCGGAUGGUCGUCCUGUGGUCUUGCAUGGCCGAACAUUGACGUCGAAAGUGCUCUUCUCUGAUUGUAUAAGCGUCAUUGGAAAGUACGCCUUCGUAUCUUCUCCUUAUCCUCUGAUCAUCUCUCUCGAAGUCCACUGUAACCCCGAGCAACAAUUGGUAAUGGCGGAGACGAUGAAAUCAAUCCUGGGAGAUCGAUUGCUUCUUGAGCCAUUCAUGACGAACUCUUUGCUCCUUCCGUCUCCCGAGGAGCUCAAAUAUCGCAUAUUGAUCAAAGUGAAGGCUGCGGAUGAGCCCGACGACACUCAACUCAUGCCUGAAACUCCAGCGAGGAGGCAACGAAGCUUUAGCUCGCCGUUUACGCGCCCAGUAUGGAUUGAUAACUCUCAGAUCCCUAGUCUACCUCUGAUACCAAGCGGGUCAUCGAUCACUCCCUCGGAUCGUUCUUCGUCUCACACUGGCCCUGGAAAAGGCUCCAUAACUGGAGGGACUGGAACUAGUACUAGCAGCGCUACCGAUGAUAGCGAUACCGCCACUGGCAGUCACAAUUCUGAAAAGAGGGAAAAGAGGAAAAGAAGCAAGAUCAUCAAACCUCUAGGUGAUCUGGGAGUCUACACCCGUGGGCAGAAGUAUUUCAGUUUUGCGCUACCGGAGAGCAAGAGCUACAAUCAUGUCUUCUCUUUUGCGGAACGUACCUUUGAAAAUCUUUGUCGAGAUCAGGAUAAUAAAUCGCAACUCGAAAGACAUAAUAUGCGCUACCUCAUGCGGGUGUACCCGUCUGGUUAUCGGAUCAGCUCCUCCAACUUUGAUCCCAACAAAUUCUGGCGUCGAGGCGUACAGAUGGUGGCUCUCAACUGGCAGACGUAUGACUUGGGCACUCAGAUGAAUGAUGCCAUGUUCGCAGCCGGUAUUGACCGGACCGGUUACGUCUUGAAACCCAAGGAGCUUCGGCAGUCAAAAUUGGCUCUGGAAUUACUCGACACACCUGACGCCAUCCGUACCAAGAAACAUAAGAAGGUGGUUAGAUUCUCCCUAGAUGUCAUCUCUGCUCAGCAGCUUCCGCGGCCUCGGGGUAUGAGCUCCGAGGAAAGCAUCGACCCAUAUGUUCAGAUUGAAAUCUUCAGCGCGGAUGAUAAAGCCAAAGGUAUUGCAUCAGGUGAAGGUGGUUUGGAUGCAUCGGCGCGGAAUGGCAUGUCCGGUAUCGGCUCACCUCAUCGUCGUCGUACCAAAAUCAUUCAAGGCAACGGUUACAAUCCCAUUUUCAACGAUACUUUUAAAGUCUCCCUUGAGACAAAAUUUCCUAGCCUUAUCUUCGUUCGCUGGACUGUCUGGAAUUCUAAUGACGGUCGAAACUACAACAACAAUGGAGUUGCUCUGGCUACGUUCACUGCCAAGCUAAGCAGCCUCCAAGAAGGAUACCGUCAUCUUCCAUUGUACGAUUCGAACGGCGAAGAGUUUUUGUUCUCAACACUAUUCUGUCGUAUCAAGAAGGAAGACGUGAUUUCCGUGGAAAGGGAGGACGAGAAAUCGGGCCGAGUAGCGUCAAUUCGUCAAUUUGGCCGUUCUGUUUUUGGUCGCACGCGAUCCGUGGAACGCAAACCUAUCAUUGAAGAGGAUCGGUAA
Molecule: messenger RNA, 3084 nt
Organism: Xylona heveae TC161
Lineage: Eukaryota; Fungi; Ascomycota; Xylonomycetes; Xylonales; Xylonaceae
Product: PLC-like phosphodiesterase
Exons: 1
Coding region: 1-3084 (1027 amino acids)
Biological process (GO): lipid metabolic process; phosphatidylinositol-mediated signaling
Molecular function (GO): phosphatidylinositol-4,5-bisphosphate phospholipase C activity
Source: RefSeq, a predicted model, not a curated record